Messenger RNA from Maniola jurtina (meadow brown), 3668 nucleotides. RefSeq names its product zinc finger protein 271-like. Gene Ontology annotation, cellular component: nucleus. The transcript has 9 exons. The coding region runs from base 355 to 3135 and encodes 926 amino acids. Lineage: Eukaryota; Metazoa; Arthropoda; Insecta; Lepidoptera; Nymphalidae. Gene Ontology annotation, biological process: regulation of transcription by RNA polymerase II. The record is from RefSeq and is a predicted model, not a curated record. Gene Ontology annotation, molecular function: RNA polymerase II cis-regulatory region sequence-specific DNA binding; DNA-binding transcription factor activity, RNA polymerase II-specific; zinc ion binding.
CAGAAAACCCAUAGACAUACAAUUUUCGCUUAGAAAACCAGUUAAAAAAAAAAUUUUAAAAGAAAAUAUUUCGGAAAAUAAGCAGGUAUUUUCCAUGUAUUUUCGAUAAGUGUACACACGGAAUAAUAAAACCUCAAUGUAUGAUUUUCCUAUUGUUUUUGCUUCCUACAUCCAUGUAACACAAUUCAGUCUUUAAGUAUUUAUUAUACACAAAGCAUCGAUGUACACAAAGUGAAUACCUUCUAUGAUGCUAAUCAUAAAUUAAUGCUAAUGGUGGUAGGUAACAUACAUUGUUAUAGGAAAACCAACAAUCACACAAAACAAAACAUUACAAUUGUAUGGUAAACAUUGAAAAUGCGGUGUUGCGUGGCUUUCUGCAAAAAUACUUCCGACGAUGUGUCCCCAUCAGAGAGGAAGGGGAUUAGCUUUCACGGUUUCCCCAGUGAUACGCGUCUCCGUGCUGAUUGGCUCAGAGCCCUCGGCAAGCAAGACAGUCACCUGCCAGACUCCGCUGUGGUCUGCUCGCAGCAUUUUCUAGCUGAUGACAUUUACAAAACAGAAAGUGGCUUAAAGCAGCUUGUUACUGGUGCUAUUCCUUCAACGGUGCAGGUUUGCACGAUAUGCCUAGACACUGACAGCAAGAUGUUUCUGAUGAGUAAACUCAAACUGGAAGAAGCAUAUGAAAAGUUAACGGGACAUCCGUUGUGUGAUCAAGGAAACCUAAAACAAGUGGUUUGUGUACAAUGUGCUCAAAGAUUGAAAAACUUUCGGCGAUUUAGAGACAAGAGCUUGAGAGCCCGCGCGCUGAUGAUGGACUUAGUUGAAAAACAUGAAUUAAUUACUAGACGUCAUCUAAAAAUGAUAAAUCGCACAAAACACCAACUAAGAAAUAAUUUUGUGAUGACAAUGCUAGGACCUGAUCCCUGUGACUUGUACAUACUAGAAGACCCCUCAGAAGACAAACAGACAGAAUCGCAGGCAACGGAACACAGAGUUGAAGUGAAAGAGGGAGAGGAAAAUUAUGACUGUAUGUCGGUUGAUGAAGACAUGGAAGUGUCAAAUGAAGAUGACACUAUUGACAUAACAGACAAUGUCAAUGACGAGUUUGUUGCGUUUCAUGAAGGAUACUUAUCUGACGAUAGCAUAAAGUUGGAAUUAAAACUUCUGGAUGAAGCUAUUCUCGAAGCUCUCGGGAGAAACCGAGCCGUUGCAGAACAAGUGACUGAAACACUGGAGCCGAUAAAGUGUGAAAGUGCUCCCUUCGAAUGUACUCUUUGUCCUGAGGAGUUUGUCUGUGAACUUGCUUAUAUGCAACAUAUGAGCAUGCAUAUCCAGAACAGUGAUGGAGACUGUGGCAUGUCCCGAGUAUGCAAGCCUCAUACAGCUGUGAGCUCCAGCUCCUCACACUCUUCACUCCUGACAGAGAACAGGCAGGCCGUUCAGAAGCUGAAUGAUGCCCCUCUUCGUUCCACAGACUCGGCUCUAACCUCGGAUGCUCUUUUAUCCGCGGGCAUUGCGACGAGUAUCGAAAACCAAGCGCAAUUAGAAGACGCCGGUACAGUCCAGAAAAGUAAACAAGUUUUGAAACUAAGCAAUAGCGAAUUGACAAAAAAACAAUUCCACAACCAAUGUGCGGAUACCAGUAGUAAGACAAACACUAAUAAAUUAACAAAUUGUGUAGUCAAAUUAUACGAUGUCUUCAAGACACAUAACAGACAUGUACUAAUACGAGACAAAAAGCUGGUGACAAACCGAACAACUGCUAAAGAUUUCAACUGUCAGGUAGUUAGUGAGAAUGAAGACAUGAGAGAUGCGAUAGAAGAUAUUGCUCCUUUCACUAAUAAAGUGGAAGUUAAUAAGCUUAAUGUUUCAAAAACUUUACAAAGUGAAACUGAAUGUUCCAAAAGUGACAAUUGUACAAAUAAUUUACUUAUUGAGAAAAAAUCGUUUACUUGUGACUUAUGCGGGAAUAUGUUCAAAAGAAAAGAUAACUUAGUUAGACACCUUAAGAUACACACUGACAUGUCAUUCGCUUGCAAGUUAUGUCCAUAUAAAGCUAAUCGUAAAAGUAAUUUCAACCAACACAUGCGAACUCACACUGGUGAAAAAUCUUUUUCUUGUGAGUUAUGCGAGUAUAAAGCUGCGCUUAAGCGUCAUUUAGUAAGUCAUAUGAGAACCCACACUGGUGACAAACCGUUUUCUUGUGAGUUAUGCGAGUACAAAACUGGUUCUAAAUAUAGUUUAGUACUUCACAUGCGAACUCACACUGGUAAGAAAUCUUUUUCUUGUGAGUUAUGCGAGUAUAAAGCUGCGCUUAAGCAUCGAUUAAUACGUCAUAUGAGAACUCACACUGGUGAAAAACCGUUUUCUUGUGAAUUAUGCAAGUACAAAACUAGUUCUAAAUAUAAUUUAGUACCUCACAUGAGGAGUCACACUGGUGAAAAACCAUAUUCUUGCAAGUUUUGCAAAUAUAAAUCUUCACGAAGUAGUGAUUUAGUUACUCACAUGAGAACUCACACUGGUGAUAAACCAUAUUCUUGCAAGUUUUGCAAAUAUAAAUCUUCACAAAGUGGUGAUAUAAUUACUCACAUGAGAACUCACACUGGUGAAAAACCAUAUUCUUGCAAGUUUUGCAAUUAUAAAUCUUCACACAAUGGUGGUUUAGUUACUCACAUGAGAAAUCAUCACACUGGCGAAAAACCAUAUUCUUGCAAGUUUUGCAACUAUAAAUCUUCACAAAAUAGUGGUUUAGUUACUCACAUGAGAACUCACACUGGUGAAAAACCAUAUUCUUGCAAGUUAUGCAAUUACAAAUCUUCACGAAAUAGUCAUUUAGUGAGCCACAUGAGAACUCACACUGGUGAAGAAGAACCCUAUUCUUGCAAGUUAUGCAAAUAUAAAUCUUCAGAAAAAAGCAAAUUAGUCCGCCACAUGAGAACUCACACUGGUGAAAAACCCUAUUCUUGCAAGUUAUGCAAAUAUAAAUUUUCACAAAAUAGUGGUUUAGUAAGUCACAUGAGAACUCACACUGGUGAAAAACCUUUUUCUUGUGAGUUAUGCGAGUAUAAAGCUGCUCAUAAACGAAGUUUAGUGAUACACAUGCGGGCUCACCAGCGAAAAACUCUUUUCUUGUGAGUAUAAAACUUCGUAAAGUUCAAUUAAUGAAGCACAUGAGAACUCUCACUGGUUAAGGGGCAUGAGACGGGUCUGCCCGCGAAAUUCUAAUUUAAUUUGGAUUUUCAGGAUUUGGAAACUUAUAGGACAAAGUAGGCUUAUGGCAUUUGAAUUGCGCCAAUGGCAGUAUCAUCCUCACAGGUUUAUAUAAAAAUCUUUACUUGAAAGCGUUCAGUUUAAGAAAUUAGCUAUAGUAUCGAGUAAUUUGUGAGUAGCUCAUGUCAAGCUCAUUAUCUUGACCAAUUUUUUUUAACUAAACACUUUCAACAUCCGAACGUUCCGAACAUUUAUUUUGUAACUAAUUUUCAGCCGCGAACUAUAGUACCUUUGAAUGUUUAUUUUGGCUGGGCUAACUUGUGACCUUUUUAACCUUCGACCCAAAAAGAGGGGUGUUAUAAGUUUGACGUGUGUACCAUUGUAUCUGUCUGUGGCACCGAAGCUUCUAAAUUAAUGAACCGAUUUCAAUUUAGUUUUUUUUGUUUGAAAGGUGGCUU